Australozyma saopauloensis is the source of this 2010-nucleotide messenger RNA. RefSeq lists its product as uncharacterized. The record is from RefSeq and is a predicted model, not a curated record. The coding region runs from base 1 to 2010 and encodes 669 amino acids. The transcript has a single exon. Lineage: Eukaryota; Fungi; Ascomycota; Pichiomycetes; Serinales; Metschnikowiaceae.
AUGUCUGCACCUACAGCCGAACUCCGGCAACAUCCUAUGCACGUGGCUUCUUCGCCCAGUUUGGCUCUAGCACAUGAGCAGAGUAUAAACAGUCGAUUGGCCUUGCGUCGAAGAAACAGCUCCUCAGGUCUCACAGAGCGGAAACUGGCAGAAGUGCUCUUGGAGUCUCUUACCAAUAGACUGAACGAUGAGUAUCGGAGAAUACAAUUUCCUACAAAGGAGAAGAGCAUGUUGUAUGAGCAGAGAGUAUCGUUUGACACCAUAAAUAUUGAGUACAAUGAAGACGAGUCUAGUUACGAUUUUUCUGACGACGAGAUGUACCUCCUGGAUCCCGGUAGUCGUGUAAGGAGACUCUCUGUUGAAAGCAACCUCCGAGGACGUGAGCGUGAUAGAGACUUUUUCGCAGGAAGAUCUCCCAGCUCGUCUCCCACUAGAAUGAUGUCGCCAUUGAGAGGCGUAGAUAUGGCCUUUUUGUUCAACAAAAACCAAAUUCCAUAUCCGACAAGACCUAUUAUCACACGCAAGGGGUGCACACUCACGAGAAUGCAUAAGGACUUUGAGAACUUGUAUUUAGGCAACCUUUUAAAGAAAGGCUUAUGUCCUGUGUUACCAGGAAGAGUAAUUUUGGUAUACGUCAGUGGCAGAAUUCAUACAUGGGUCUCUAUUGAUUGGAUUCUCCGAACAUUUGUUCAACACGGAGAUACAGUCGUGAUAUGCUCAUCUCUUCCUCACUCCUUAGCUGCACCCAGCACUAAGCUCUCAAGAUACUCUUCUCCAGCCAAAUAUCCCCCAAUGACCGAGAGAAUGCGCCUGCGACAAAGAAACCAUCCUCAAUACAUCAAACAGAUCGCCACAGAUAUUAUGAGGUAUGCACAGUCGGUGGUCGAUCCCAAGGUCAUUGUCAAAUUAACAGUAGAAAUUGCAGAAGGAAGAACUAAGGAAGUUCUCAAGGAUAUGUAUCGCUUGUAUGAGCCAAAUAUUGUUUCAACAGGCUCAAAAAUCAAUUCUAGAAACAGCGCGCCCUUGAAGUCUUGGAACUCCUCGCGUCUUAGUGACAGACUUGUCAAAAACUUCCCCUUACCAGUCGUUGUCGUGCCUGCCCUGAACAUGUCAUUUUAUGAGAAAUGGUUGGCAGCGAAGAUACUGGGUUCCACCUCUAUGAGCCAAACUUCAACCUCACAACUAUCCAUGAACAGCAUCUAUACAAGCGAGUCAUCUCCUCCUCCCAUGAUGAUGCCCAUAACCGAUUCUGCUCGCAAUAUGAAUACCGCAUUAUUCUCCAGUGAUGAAGAGUCAUUUUCGGAUGAUUCUGUGAACAGUGACAUAAGUGCCAAUAGCGAGUCGUCCCUAGAGUCUGCAUCAUCAUUCCAUGAAAUUGCUGAUUUGUAUGAUGAUUAUCAGGACGAGGUUCAUAGAAAGCUAAAGACGCUUGCAGCGGCCGAGGUCAAUGAGCACUACUUUUCCAACUUCAUAAAAACAAUCUCAGAUCUGUCCUUGAGAUUCUGCGAGGAUCUACGGUCAGUCAACCCUGACUUCAAAGGACAAGGUGCAAAGCUCGCGCGUAUUAUUACGGGUUCCAACAAUUUUGGUGCCAUUCCCUACAAAACGAAAUCAUUGAUUCCUCCGAUUGAGCCUCAAAAGACUACUAGCAAUUCGAGUCCAGGAAUUUCUAUUGCAGAGUUAAAGAGAAGUCUCAAAUUGAAUGCUGAGAAAGCUCGUCAGAAUCAAGAACCAAUUGGAGGAAGUACACCCCAGAUUGUCAUUUCUGAUGAAAGCGUUGCGCCUCCACAAAACAGAUCAUUGAAAUUUCAAGAAGGGGAGCGCAGCUCAAAACUAGCUAUUACGCGCCCACUCAAGAAGUUUCUUUCCAACGAAGACUCUUAUGAGACUAAGGUUAAACUUGAGCCCAGUAAGUCACACCCUGAUAUAAGGACUCUCAAUAACGGAGAUUCAGAGAAGGAUGCCAGCAAAAAGAAGAAGAAAAAGAAGAAGUUCUGGAAGCUCUUCUGA